Molecule: messenger RNA, 1129 nt
Organism: Spodoptera litura
Lineage: Eukaryota; Metazoa; Arthropoda; Insecta; Lepidoptera; Noctuidae
Source: RefSeq, a predicted model, not a curated record
AAUUCAGAAAACCUAAUGUUAAAACUAACAAAUUGACACAACAGCCGUCACUGUGCCACCAUUAGUAUACUUUUGAAUAUUUUAUAAUAAUUAAAUUCCAAGAUAAAGUAAAAGACCUCAACAUGAAAAACAUACAUAAAUAUAUAUGAACUUACAUGGAACAUAAGUAAUAUCAAUCUUCAGCUGCCCCACUAUGUCCGCAUUGACAAGUUUAUUGAAAUUCUUUACGAAACAGACCGUCAGGAAACAACGCAUCGCGCUGAGCUGUAUCAGCGGGAACCCCACAAGGAGUUACGCCGAUAAACAAGAAAAGCACGUUGUGGUGAGAUCCCAGGUGCAGGGGAGUGAUAAUGGUGACCGCUUGCGAGUACGACGCGCGCGCGUGGCUGACGUGCCGCGCGUACUGCGGUUCGUGCGCGAGCACGCUAAGACCACCUGGCCUGGACUCAUCUCCUCUCCACCAUCACCCUCUCAGCUCGUGCUGUGUGACUACGUUGCAAGGGCACUAGCACAGGGUCACUCAAUGUUAGCAGAACAACAAGAACCGCGACGAGGGUGGUCCCAAAUCCGAGGGUUGGCGCUCGGUAUGGCAGUAUGCCCAUGGGACGCCAUGUUGCUGGAACGGUGGGCUCGCUGCGUCAGGUGUAGGCGCUCCCGGAGACUAAUGCACUUCACCGCUCACUGCUUACGUGCACCAGCCCUGCACGACAAAUACCGAGUGCAUAAUAUUCUGCAGAUAAUCCUGAUAGUACCCCACGAUAGUCCGAAAAAUACAGAGAUUGUUCACCUGCUGGUUAAAAAUGCAAUCCAGAGAGGACACGAUGUCGGCUUCCCAGUGUUGCGGUUCGAUGUUGCUGAUGAUGCUAUCGCAAGUGCUUUGGAUAACAUGAAACUAACAAAGGAAUGGGAGCUGAUGUAUGAUGUUCUUCCUGAUGUUGUACAUGAGCAACCUAUAACCGAAGCUACUACAACAAGCAAAAUGGAAUCUAAUAGAAGCAGUUAUUUAGAACCAGGAAAUUUCAUAGCAGUAUACACGGCAUUCACCGAUAGAACAUUAGAAAAAAAUAGCAAUGUUUCAAAAUGUGAAGAUAAAGUAUAGGUAAUGGCGGCUUAAUGACGGCUGUUCAGU